CCUUUGCAUACCACAUCCGCUGGUACCUUACACGUGCAUAUUGGCGACGACAUCUACCAUGAACUUCAAGAAGCCGUCUCAUCAGGAGAUGGUCCAGGUCGACCGGACUGACACGGCAUCUCCAUUCUGGCGUACCACCUCGAACAGCAGCAACCGGAGCAACAGCAGUAACAACAACAACAACAAUAGCAACAACAGCAGCAACAACAACAAUGCGGCAGGAUACCCGUCGAGUCGCCAGAACUCCGACACGCCAGAGCCCCCGCGCAAGGUGAUCGGGGCCUCAUACAGUCAUGCCGACGUCCUCAAUCUCAAUCAAUUGUCACUCUCGGGCAAUGAUCGACCACGAACACCACCGACCGCCCCACGUACCACCAGGAACACUCCCUCGCCGGGCGGCACGCGAUCGCCUCCUGCGCGACCCAAAUACUCGAGCUUUCUGUCGGAAUCGAGCAAUGCUUACGAUGACGAUGACGAUGAAGCCGAUGCCUUUGGUCUGGACGACGAUGAGGAUGAGUUUGGUCUGCCCAGUAUAGCGUCUAUGCGUCGCAAGAACAAGCGACUGGCGAAUGUGAAGGGGAAAGAUCCAGGUGGCGGUGGCGGUGGAGGUGGCAUUGAAGCGCAUGGCAGUGGUGCUGGGAAGAGAAAUAGCAAAGCCUUCGGCGGGACAUUGAACAGAAAUGGGACCAGUCAUCCUGCCUCCGCCGCCUCAUGGGCGAUGGAUAAUGGGGAUAUGGCAGAAAUGCGGACCCAACUCCCAGCAUAUCCAUCGCUCAAGAAGAGCACCGAAGGACAAAAGAUCUUGCGACCACAGUACAAGGAAAUUUUACGGGAUCCAGCCAACAGCCUUCACUUGAUAUCGCAUCCUUCACUACCUAUGAAUGCGACUGCAAAGGAAGCUGAAGCGCACUCGGCACGAACGACACGCAUUCACAAGUUCAAGCGAAUAUUGCAAUCCUCAUCUGUCAACCUCGCCGAAUUGAGAGACUCCGCAUGGUCUGGCCUACCAAGCGAAGUCCGUGCCAUGACAUGGCAGCUUCUUCUCGGCUACCUUCCUACGAACUCUGAAAGACGCGUCGCCGCACUAGAGCGAAAACGAAAAGAAUACCUGGACGGUGUCCGACAAGCAUUCGAGCGAGGGGAGAGGUUGGCAGACGCCACCGCUUCUCCCUCUUCUCCACGGACACGAGGGCGGGGUCUGGAUGAGACAGUGUGGCAUCAAAUCAGCAUCGAUGUACCUCGCACAAAUCCGCAUCUGGAACUGUACCGUUACGAGGCCACACAACGCUCCCUAGAACGGAUUCUCUACGUGUGGGCCAUCCGUCAUCCCGCCUCGGGUUAUGUCCAAGGCAUCAACGAUCUCGUUACGCCUUUCUGGCAAGUCUUUCUCGGACAAUACAUCACCGAUCCCGAAGUCGACUCAGGCAUGGACCCCGGUCAAUUGCCCAAAGCAGUGUUGGAUGCUGUGGAAGCUGAUUCUUUUUGGUGUUUGACGAAGCUGCUCGAUGGCAUUCAAGACAAUUACAUCCACGCCCAACCUGGAAUCCAACGUCAAGUCGCACAGUUAAGAGACUUGACUGCAAGAAUUGAUGGCACCUUGGCAAAACAUAUGGAACAGGAAGGCGUGGAAUUCAUCCAAUUCUCCUUCCGAUGGAUGAACUGUCUGCUCAUGAGAGAGAUCUCCGUAAGGAAUACCAUCAGGAUGUGGGAUACAUAUCUCGCCGAAGAUCAAGGAUUCUCCGCCUUUCAUUUAUACGUUUGCGCGGCAUUUCUGGUGAAAUGGUCAGACAAACUCGUCACUAUGGAUUUCCAGAGCAUCAUGAUGUUUUUGCAAUCUUUGCCGACCAAAGAUUGGACAGAAAAGGACAUUGAGUUGUUGUUGAGUGAAGCCUUUAUUUGGAAAAGCCUGUUUGCUGGCAGUAAGGCGCAUGUCAGGCAGGGGAGUAGCGGGUUGCCUAGUUUGACUCUUUGAGAGAGAGAUUUCACUGAAAGAGGAAAUUGAGCUAUAGGAAACUGGUAAUGAAGGACGACUCGAAACGGACGGGGAUGAAGGAUGAUGACCAUUCACUCGAGAUGACGAGAUGCAUACAUGAGACAGACAAGAAGCAUAAGGUGCUGUGGGAAGAUCUGAUUGUUGAGGCCAGUUAUGAACAUUGCUCACGCUUGAAAGCAUCGGUCCGUAACCUUCCCCCUCCGUGAGAGAGAGAGAGAGAGAGAGAGAGAAAUAA
Sphaerulina musiva SO2202 is the source of this 2228-nucleotide messenger RNA. RefSeq names its product RabGAP/TBC. The coding region runs from base 59 to 1972 and encodes 637 amino acids. Gene Ontology annotation, cellular component: Golgi apparatus. The record is from RefSeq and is a predicted model, not a curated record. NCBI's taxonomy places the organism in Eukaryota, Fungi, Ascomycota, Dothideomycetes, Mycosphaerellales, Mycosphaerellaceae. Gene Ontology annotation, molecular function: GTPase activator activity. Gene Ontology annotation, biological process: activation of GTPase activity. The transcript has 6 exons.